Molecule: messenger RNA, 1414 nt
Organism: Penaeus monodon (black tiger shrimp)
Lineage: Eukaryota; Metazoa; Arthropoda; Malacostraca; Decapoda; Penaeidae
Exons: 1
Coding region: 30-527 (165 amino acids)
Source: RefSeq, a predicted model, not a curated record
GCGUGACGUCACAACGACGUACACCUACAAUGGCAGCCGCACGGGACAGUGACAUCUCGCUGUGGCUUCAUAACAAACUCGGAACCUCCGCGGAUACGUGGUCUGAAGGCUCUAUAUGUUCGCAGCUGAACGUUGAAGUACUCAGGAACAUUAAGGAAUGCUUUGUUGAGCUGCAGACGCAAGUGAAGCUGAAAUUAUUGCUGUCUUUCUUCCACAUCCCGAAGCGCAAUGUUGAAGAGGUGGGUCGUUGGGAGGUACUGUGUGUGAGAGAGAGGCGGACGCGCGUUCCUUCAGUGCCGCGCCUGCCGCUGCUGAUGAUGCUACUCUUGUCUCAUGUCUGCCCCGACACCCUAAACCCCGAGUCUCCACCCUGCCAUGACUGUCUCUCCCUCCCCCCGUGGUGCGAGUGUCGGGGAGGACGUGGUUGCAAACGAAGCUCUCGUCUGCCGCAGGUUUCAGUGGGCGAGGAGGAGGCUUCCCCCUCGGCACCACGACUCCCUUGCGUGUAUGGUUGUGUGAGUGUGUAGGGGGCUUCUUUCUUCACCUCCUCCCCUUUGGCACAGCAACCCCUCGGCCCUGGAGACCUGUAUUUUAACUAGUCGAGGCCCCCAGGGGUGGGUUCUCGCCAGGGCUUCCCCCGCGAGCGAGUGAGGCAGAGGAACCCCAGCCGAGGCCAUGAUGAAUCCUCCCCCGUAAGUGCAGCGCUCGGUCGGGCCGCCCUUGGGACCUCGGCCUUGGGAAAUCGCAGGAUGCUGGGGCUUCUGUAGGAUUGUGUGAGGUUUCCCGGUCAGGCGAAAAGUUGGGAGGAGGAGUAGGAAAUACGUUCUCAAGGAACGGCAUGACAAAUCGAUAGGCGAUGGUCGGAUUCUUGCUUGAUUUUGUUAGGUUACAGGUUUGUGGCAGGAAUUGAGAUAGGUGCAUUAAAUUUAAUUUCAUAAACCUGUAAUUUUCCAUCCUAAAGUAUGGGUCACCUAGACUUCAGCACUAAGUUCAGCACAUUUGAAAUUAUUUAGGUAAAUAUUCCAUAGGUAAUGACCAUAAAGGAUAAGUAAAUGUACCUAUAGUUUCUAUUAAAAGUACCAAUGUCUGGGAAUCAGAGCAUAUGUGGUAAAUAUUUUUUUAUGCCCUGGGUCUCCACUCAUUGUGCUUCUCUCUAUAUAUGCACAUAAGUGUUUCAUUGUUGACUCCCUGGCAGUUUAUCUUGUAAUCAGGAACCAAACUAAACAGUCUUACAGGAUAUACUUGGAGGAGGUUCGUUGGCCUCUAAGAGAGCUUCAAACUCGGAUCUUACAAACUACAGUCCCAUUCAAGACAUUUACCUUAAUUUGAUCUGCAUGUGGAAAAUGCCAUAUUUAUACAAGUGUUUGUAUAAGCAAUAAUAAUACUGUAAAUGAUGAUGGCAAUAUAGUGUAGU